UAGACUUUUGUAACCAAACUUUUUUCCUUUUCCUUUCUCUUUUCAAUGUUUAAAAACGUAGUGCAAUUGCAAAGAACAGUCAGCAAUAAAGAUUCUAAUCUCUAAGUCAACAACAGUCAGUUGCAUGUCAAAUUUGUUGCAAGCAUUUGUAAUCAUUUAUAACGCUGUGACCUGUGUGUGUAAAGAUCGAUACAUUCUUUUAGAUGCAACACAUCAAAACAUCAAAUGCAUAAAAGCGUACAUAUAUAAAAAAAGAUAUCUUUAAGAUAAUGAAAUAAUCUCUCUCAUAUAAAAAUACCAAUCAACAAAACACGGUCUAUCCUGGAUAAUAUUAAGAGCAAGGUUUAUCCGACAAUUAAUGAAAAAUACAAUAUGGCUUCAGCAUCCAGUACAAGCGCACGUAGCUUGUUCAUUGAGUCGAAGAUGAGAUUGGCAGAUAGAGUGCAAGUUAAUGUCAACAAUAUUGCUUCGCUUGCCAGGCAGAUACAACGAGGUUCCAGAAGCAGCGAAAUUUUAAUGCAUGCAGCAAGGAAUUUUGCACAGCAGGAGCAUGGAUUGGAAACGAUAGAAUCCAAUUUAAAGAAGCUUGCACUCAUUGCUAAUCAUUUGGAAUAUCAAAUGGAUGCGAUUGAUAAAAGUUCAGCGAUGUUAGAAGAAGUCACUGAGCAAGUACGAUCUAUGCAACGAUAAUGUAGGAUUGAUAUACAUAUAUAUAUUUAUGUUGUACAUAAGAGUUUUAUACAAUCCCAGAUAGUGUUUGUCUUGUUGCUGGCAUGUUGUUUGCUAAGUAUGCAUUGCUAAGCAUGUGUUAUUACCAGAAUUGCAGCAACUGAGUCCUCAUUUGUUGGUAACUCGAUGCCUUCACGAUAUGAUAACUUUGAGUAGCAACUUGCUAGCAAUUUUCUUUGUUGACGACUUUAAAAUCGUCAUCAAAAUUCGUACUACUGUCAUCAUGUUACCAUAAUGAUAUACAGCAUCAUAUAAUGCUAUCAUAUUGCCGAUGAUACAUUGAUACAGCUAUUUUGUGCUAUUAAACUACUGGCAAUAUGCAUACACAUUGUUGCCUGCAUGUUGCUAUAAUAUCGGUAUAUUUGAAAUCGUUGAAGAUAAAUCUAUGGCAAGUUGUCAGCAUCAUAAGCAAUCAUAGAUAUGUGCGAUUUUGCUGAGACAUACUUUGCUAUCUGGGAUGAACAUC
Molecule: messenger RNA, 1195 nt
Organism: Mycetomoellerius zeteki
Lineage: Eukaryota; Metazoa; Arthropoda; Insecta; Hymenoptera; Formicidae
Gene: BORCS7
Product: Bprotein-1 related complex subunit 7
Exons: 3
Coding region: 373-690 (105 amino acids)
Cellular component (GO): BORC complex
Source: RefSeq, a predicted model, not a curated record